AUGGCAGAAAAAGUCUGGUGUCGAGGAGAAAGCCCAGACGCCAGGAGGGAUUCUUUCCAGGAGAACCAGUCUGAUUUGGAGGUGAUCUUGGACUUCCUAGAGGAGUACUACAGGCAGAGCUAUCCUGCAGAUGCGGAUGAUGUCAACUGGAUGAGAAGUGCUCCUGUCGAGGAGCCAUCUUGUGAGCAGGGCUGGAUCGGCUGUGAACCACCUAUCCCCGCACCUGUCCUGCAACCGGUGCUGUCCCAAGAUGCCACCGGGACGCCCAGCCAAAACACUGGCACAUUGUCUGCAUGUGGCUCACAGCCACACCUUUUACCUGCAGGGCAACCAUCCACACACCACACCACAGCGGCCAGGGCAGGUAGGAAGCUGCGCCUCUUUCACUUUCUGUUUGAGAUGUUGGAGGACCCAUGCAUGGCCCACUGUGUGUUCUGGGUGCCAGCUGCUGCUGGGGUGUUUCAGUUCUCAUCCAGGAACAAGGACCAGGUGGCAGCGCUCUGGGGACAGAGGAAAGGCAACAAGAGGCCGAUGACUUACCAGAAGAUGUCCCGGGCCCUGAGGAACUACGCCCACUCCGGGGAGAUUUUCAAGGUGAAGAAGAAGCUCACCUACCAGUUCAGCCGGGACACCCUGAGGUCCCUGCAGCAGUGCCGUCAAAGACAUUUGUGAUGUCAACCAGAUUUAGCAUAGCUUGUGCUUCUUCAUGUAAGACCAUAUGAUCUGCCUUCCUAAUUUUUGUAAGACUGUUAAAUGUUCCUCUCUUGCUGAAUAACUCUCUUUAAGAAUCCAAGAAGCCUUUGGAGCC
This is a messenger RNA of Lampris incognitus (smalleye Pacific opah), 808 nucleotides long. RefSeq names its product Spi-2 proto-oncogene (gene spi2). The coding region runs from base 1 to 672 and encodes 223 amino acids. Gene Ontology annotation, cellular component: nucleus. The transcript is spliced from 5 exons. Gene Ontology annotation, molecular function: DNA-binding transcription factor activity, RNA polymerase II-specific; sequence-specific DNA binding. The record is from RefSeq and is a predicted model, not a curated record. NCBI's taxonomy places the organism in Eukaryota, Metazoa, Chordata, Actinopteri, Lampriformes, Lampridae. Gene Ontology annotation, biological process: regulation of transcription by RNA polymerase II; cell differentiation.